Messenger RNA from Lepidothrix coronata (blue-crowned manakin), 502 nucleotides. RefSeq names its product calcium/calmodulin-dependent protein kinase type 1D-like. Gene Ontology annotation, biological process: peptidyl-serine phosphorylation. Gene Ontology annotation, molecular function: calcium/calmodulin-dependent protein kinase activity; calmodulin binding; ATP binding. Bases 1 to 327 code for a protein of 108 amino acids. The record is from RefSeq and is a predicted model, not a curated record. Gene Ontology annotation, cellular component: intracellular anatomical structure. Lineage: Eukaryota; Metazoa; Chordata; Aves; Passeriformes; Pipridae. The transcript is spliced from 3 exons.
AUGGUGAGGUCACAGCUGCCUGGUUGUGUCAUCGAAGUGCAUGACAAAAAAGGAGGAGGCUGGCCAGGAAAGGAAAUGCUUUUGUUUAUCCACAAACAUCUAGAUAAGCAGAAGUUGGGUGCAUUCUCCGAAGUUGUUUUGGCUGAAGAGAGAGCAAGUGGGAAACUCUUUGCAGUCAAGUGCAUUCCCAAGAAGGCACUGAAGGGAAAGGAAAGCAGCAUAGAGAAUGAAAUUGCAGUGCUCAGAAAGAUCAAGCAUGAAAACAUAGUUGCCCUGGAAGACAUCUAUGAGAGCCCGAACCAUUUAUAUCUGGUCAUGCAGUUGUAAGUACUGAACCUAAUGUAUUUUUUGUGUCAAAAUUGCCACCUCUUCUUGUUCUGGUUUUGUUCUUUAACCCAAAAGAUGGGGUACCUGAGAGGUAUUUGUCUAGUGUGCUACAGACUGCAAAAUCCCUGGUGGGUGGUUAAAAAUGAAUCUCCAGUUGUAACGGGCUGAGUUGUUC